Ipomoea triloba (trilobed morning glory) is the source of this 2373-nucleotide messenger RNA. RefSeq names its product transcription factor GAMYB-like. NCBI's taxonomy places the organism in Eukaryota, Viridiplantae, Streptophyta, Magnoliopsida, Solanales, Convolvulaceae. The coding region runs from base 496 to 1977 and encodes 493 amino acids. The record is from RefSeq and is a predicted model, not a curated record. The transcript has 4 exons. Gene Ontology annotation, molecular function: catalytic activity.
UUUCUUUCAGGAAUUCAUUUUAUAAUAUAUAUAAUUAUAUAUAUAUAAACACUCAGCUGACACCUUUACUUCUAUCUCUCAACAACACUUUUCCUUUCUUCACUCACUGCGAGAUUUUUCUCAUUUUGUUUUUUUACUUUUAUUUUUUUCUUCCAUUUUCUUCUCUGAAAUUUGAUUGUUUUUAGAGAAUUUUUGUUUUAAUCUUCACAUUUCACUCAUCUUCUCCGUUUUCUUCAUGAUUUCAGCUGAUGUUUUGUGAAUUGUCAAUGGAUUUACAAGAUUGCAGCUCUUUUGUUGCAUAUAAAUCCAUAAAUUGAAUUUAGGGUUUGAGUUGUUUUUUCUUCAUACCGGCCGUCAUUAUCGUCAUAUCUGAUGAUUGUUCGGGUUUAAAGUUUUGAAAGAUUUUAAUUUGGGAUUUGUGGUGUGCAAUUUGAGGGCUUAGAUCUCGGUGGUCAUUUUCUGCGAGCAGCUUCGCCAGCUUUCUUCACUUGGGAUAUGAGUAUUACGAGUGAAAGUGAGGACAAUAUGACGAUGAAAGGGAAUGUAAAUUCGCCGUCUGUUGAAGAAGCUACUGGUGGAGCUAACGCUGGAGGUGUACCACUAAAGAAAGGUCCCUGGACUUCUGCGGAAGAUGCAAUUUUAAUGGAAUAUGUAACAAGACACGGAGAGGGAAACUGGAAUGCUGUGCAGAAACAUACGGGACUAGCUCGUUGCGGUAAAAGCUGUCGUUUAAGGUGGGCAAAUCACUUGAAACCGGAUUUAAAGAAAGGUGCAUUCACUCCAGAAGAAGAACACCGUAUUAUUGAGCUCCAUGCUAAAAUGGGAAACAAAUGGGCGCGAAUGGCUGCCGAGUUGCCUGGUCGUACUGAUAACGAGAUUAAAAACUAUUGGAAUACUAGAAUCAAGAGAAGGCAACGAGCAGGCUUGCCAAUCUACCCUCCAGAUGUCCAUUUGCAAGCCAUACACGAGAGCAAUCAAAAUGAGGAUAUGAGCACAUUCUCGACCGGGGAUACACAGCAUUCCAAUCUUCUGCAAGUGAACUAUUUUGAGAUCCCCGCUGUGGAAUUCAAAAAUUUGGAACUAAAUCAGCAGUUGCAUCCGCAAUCACCACUCGAUAUCCCCGCAAGCAGCUUGUUGGCACAAGGUCUAAAUUCUUCAUACGGUCCAAGACCUUUCUUCUCGACUAUGAACCCGUCCAAACGUCUCCGAGGACCAGAUUCCUUGUUCACGGGUUUAAGUUCCAAUGACAGUGAUAUUUUCACAGCCUUUGGUCCGUAUCAGAGUGACACUUGUAUGCAGGUUUCUCAAUCCUCCGGGUUUUCUUCUGGAUACUAUCAAAAUCUGGAUCCUGAUCACCCGUCUUUAUCGUGUGUAAUUCCUGGCAGCCAUGCCUCUUUAAAUAGCAACUCCUCUUCUUUAGAGCCCGCAUGGGCAAAGAAGCCGGAACUCCCUUCACUCCAAAGUCAGAUAGGUAGUUGGGAUGCACCUUCCUCCCCCCUUCCUUCACUCGAGUCUGUUGAGACUUUGAUUCAGUCGCCUCCCACCGAGCGUUCUGAAUCGGGUAAUGUUUCUCCGAGAAACAGUGGCCUUCUGGAAGCAGUGCUUUACGAGUCACAAACUUUGAAGAAUUCCAAGAACACUUUACCUCAGCAGAAUUCCGAUGCUUCCAUGAUACCCAGUGACAUCGUGGAUAAUACAUUUCCAGAUUUCCACGAGGCAGAAUGGGAAGGAUAUGCUGACCCGAUCUCUCCAUUAGGUCAUUCUGCUGCAUCAGUUUUCAACGAGUACACCCCCAUCAGUUCAUUAGAAGAGCACCAGUCAGUCGAGAUGCUAGCAGGAUGCAAAUUUACACAAGAGGACGCUCCCUUGGCCCCAAUGCAAUGCGAUGACAAGGACGAUGCGUUGAACCAGAUUUUCUCCAGACCAGACUUCUUGCUCGACUCAAAUUGUUUCGGUCUCAAGACUGGCCUCAACUAAGCGCAGUUCUGUACCAAAUAUGCAUUUGGACCAUUCUGUUUGCUUUAGCAGGAACUGCACGCGAGGGAGCCCUUGUCAUGUGCCACUGUGCAAACAUCGUGCAUGGGUUGUGCACUACGAUUACCCGUGCACGAUGAUUUUCUUGAAAUUCCAAGAAAAUUUUAGUUUCAAAGCCUCUUCAGGGACACCUUAUUUUUGUUACUAUAAUAAGAUCCUCUUGUGUUUGAACUCUACAAUGAUAAUGUAGUAUUUGCAUUCAACAGGUUAGCUGGCAACUUGUGUCUUUUAAAAUCUUCUCCUGAAACUUAAAUGGCCAGAAAAACAAUAUAAAUUCUUGUCUGUAACAGUAGUGCCUGAAGAUUAUGAUCAUAAAGGUCAGAGAGACAGCUUGCAGAA